Anthostomella pinea is the source of this 1155-nucleotide messenger RNA. NCBI's taxonomy places the organism in Eukaryota, Fungi, Ascomycota, Sordariomycetes, Xylariales, Xylariaceae. The record is from the annotation of a GenBank genome assembly.
AUGGCUCCAGCACCAAUAGACGAGCGAAUCACGGACGUAGCCGAGCCACGCAAGGAUACCCUGGGACUCCCCGAGCCUACCUUGUUGCGCUUCAAGAAGGGCGGCGUCGACCUGUCCAAUGGCUACCCAUAUCGUCCAUCGCGGCCACUCUACCUCCAAGACGUCCUCGAAAUCCGCAAAGACCCCUGGGAGCACCAUGAAGCUGGAGCACGAGCUGACAAGUCCAAGACUGCCCUGCUGUCCGCUGCGACGAAAGUCACGGACCUGACUACGCAUAUCGGAACUGAAAUCGAGGGCCUCCAGCUCAAGGACCUGACAGACCAGCAGAAAGACGAGCUGGGCCUCCUGAUCGCCGAGAGAAGCGUGGUCUUCUUCAGAGACCAGGACCUGUCGCCACAGCAGCAGCUCGAUCUGGGGAAGCACUUCGGAGUGCCAGAAGUCCACCCCCAAGGCCCGCAGGUUCCCGGCGAGCUCGGCAUAACAGUGAUCUGGCCCGACCUCCAGGCGACAGAGCGGUCCGUUAACUUCAGAAAUCCAGGCGGAGCGUCAAGAUGGCACAGCGACCUCGUGCACGAGAUCCAGCCGGCCGGCAUCACGCACCUGCACAACGACACCGUGCCGCCGAUCGGGGGCGACACGCUGUGGGCGAGCGGCUACUCGGCGUACGAGAAGCUGUCGCCCGACUUCCGGAAGAUCAUCGACGGGAAGUUCGCCGUGUACAAGUCGGCCCACACGUACCUCGACCGCAACGACAAGGAGGCCGGCCCGAAGCACAUCGAGCGCGUGCACCCGCUUGUGCGUGUCCAUCCCGCUACCGGGUGGAAGGCCCUGUGGGUGAACCGCCUCUUCACCGAUCGCAUUGUUGGUCUGGACCGUGGCGAGAGCGACGUCAUUCUGAAGUAUCUGUUUGAUACCUAUGAGCAGAAUGUCGAUAUUCAGGUCCGCUUCAGGUGGACGCAGGGCACGAGUGCUCUGUGGGACAAUAGAAUCACAAUUCACAAUGCGAGCUGGGACUACGGUGGUAAGCACCCCAGACACGGUACACGCGUAACAUCGCUUGCCGAAAAACCAUACUACGACCCUUCCGCACCCACUAGGCGAGAGGCUCUGGGCUUGUUGAAUGAGGGCGAGAAGCAGGUUGAUGGGCCGGCAUAA